Melitaea cinxia (Glanville fritillary) is the source of this 1146-nucleotide messenger RNA. It is a transcript of the gene itg, whose product is annotated as ITG-like peptide. NCBI's taxonomy places the organism in Eukaryota, Metazoa, Arthropoda, Insecta, Lepidoptera, Nymphalidae. The transcript has 6 exons. The record is from RefSeq and is a predicted model, not a curated record. The coding region runs from base 45 to 683 and encodes 212 amino acids.
CAAACCCGGUUCCCGCACAGAACGCACGUCGCACAGAUCACAAAAUGGCCGUCAUCGCGUUUCUGUUGGUCGCCUGCCUGAGCUCGGCGCACGCCUGGGGCGGCCUCUUCAACCGCUUCAGCUCCGACAUGCUCGCUAAUCUCGGCUACGGGCGCUCGCCCUACCGCCACUAUCCUUAUGGACAGGUGGAACCUGAAGAGAUCUACGCGGAGGCUUUGGAGGGAAACCGUAUCGAGGACGCCGAUGACACGCACUGCUACAGCGCGCCCUGCAUCACGAACGGAGACUGCUGCCGUGGUCUCAUGUGUUUGGAGACAGACGACGGAGGGCGCUGUCUGCCGGCCUUCGCGGGCCGGAAACUGGGAGAGAUGUGCAACAGAGAGAACCAGUGCGAUGCGGGAUUAGUCUGCGAGGAAGUUGUGCCAGGUGAGAUGCACGUCUGCCGCCCCCCCUCUGCCGGUCACAAGCAGUACAACGAGGACUGCACCACCUCCAGUGAGUGCGAUAUCAGCCGUGGACUGUGCUGCAUCAUGCAGCGUCGUCACCGCCAGAAGCCUAGGAAGAGCUGUGGUUACUUCAAGGAGCCGCUGGUUUGCAUCGGACCGGUCGCCACAGAUCAAAUACGUGAAAUAGUCCAGCACACGGCCGGCGAAAAGAGGCUUGGGCUCUACAGAAUGCAUUAAAUUAUAUUAUUUUACAACUUCAAUCAAAGCUGCGUGGUUUGUUAUACUAUCAUUUGCAUGCUUUUUUUUCUAUAUUUUUUUUGUUAACCUGAAUUUUUUUAGCUUAUUUUUUUUUGUUUUUUUUUUUUUAUUAUUAUUUCUAAACAGAGUAUUGGUUAAUUGACAUAAUAUCAAUGGAAUUGUUUGUUUUUUAUUACUCGUAUUAUAAAUUUAUUUGAGUUUUGAGAGACAUCUGUAAAUUGAUUCAAUAUUACAGGAGAUGUGUAAGAGAUGGAAUUACCAACAUAAUAAAAUAAUUUACAGAUUUUUCUCAAAUAUAAUAUUUAUAGGAAAUAUUGUCAUUGGUGAAAAUUUUAAUAUUUUUUGGGAAUUUAAGGAAUUGACUUUUUUACUAAUUUGCAAUAUUACGUUAUUUGAAUAAUUUAUCAAUGGCAAUAUUUCAAAUCGAUGAUUGGAAAAAAAA